Molecule: messenger RNA, 1183 nt
Organism: Cylas formicarius (sweet potato weevil)
Lineage: Eukaryota; Metazoa; Arthropoda; Insecta; Coleoptera; Brentidae
Product: crustapain-like
Exons: 2
Coding region: 770-1054 (94 amino acids)
Source: RefSeq, a predicted model, not a curated record
UAACACAUUUUAUAUAUUUGUUAAGUGAUCAGUAAAAGUCGACUAUUUUUAAAUGUUCGUAUUUUCUUUUGGGAACAGAGAAUUUGAAUAAUUUUAACGAUAUUAACCUCGAUAUUUAUUUAAUUAGAAAUAAACAGUAAUAGGUGCCCUGUAAAUAUACCCGAACAAAUAAAUUUGUAAUUAAAACAAUGAAAUUUGUUUUCACCUAAAAGGUGUAUACAUUAAACCGCUUUAUUUUGCUGCAUAAACUCCCUUUUGCACGCAGCCGGUUUUGAUUAUUUUUUUACAAGUUAUUUGAUGUUUCUAGUUUAAACGAUAUCGAUUAUCGUUUUGUUCUAAUUUUAAAAUAAAAUCACCAUAUUUCCGCAGCAAUGCCAAUGUCCCAAAGACAUUAAAACCUGACAAUGGCAAAUGCAAUUAACAAUAUAAUAUUCAUUGCCAUUACAACAAAUAAAACCUGGGACGGCAGUUUGAAUAGAUAUUUUUAAAUUUAACUAACGUCAAUCGUAACAAAGGUAAACAAGAAAUCUUCUCCAAAUAAAUAAAUCGAAAUUGCCCAGAUUUCUCAGCAAGAAUUUAAAUGCACGUGGUUUUAGCGACUGUAAUAGACAAACAAAAGCCAAUUAAACGGCAAUUUAAAAUUAUCAUUCCGAAACCUUGGAAUCAUUAAAAAUAAAUUAAACAAAAAAAAAUCGCAAGUGAAUAUUUUCUUGUAUAAAUACAACAUCUAAUGUGCAAAAUGUAGUCGAGUUUCAACUUGUCAGCAGAGAUGUUUUUGAAAACGGCCGCUUUGCUGUUGAUUUUGAACGUAACUAUAGCGUCGAUGCAAUCCGACCAACGGUGGACCAACUUUAAGGCCGACGAAAAUAAAUUUUAUCCAAACGCCGCGGAAGACGCGAGACGCUUUGAUAUCUACCAAAAUAAUCUCGGGUUCAUUAAUAACCACAACGCCCAGUAUGAAAGGGGCCAAACUACGUACAGGGUACGCGCCAACCCCUUCGCCGAUCUCACAAGGGACGAAUAUAGAAGAUAUUCCCUUGGAUUUAACGGCUGAUAAUCGUAUAUCAACAAUGAAUAUAUUUGUGUAUUAAAACUUAGGGGUUAAUUGCAAUAAACAAUAAAUAUUCGGGAGUCUUCAUCCAUGCUUACUUCCAUUAAUAGAUUAAAAAGUCUAAAAUAAUAA